GGAUGUUCACCAGAUGAAAUUAUGUCACAUUGUUUACAAUCAUCAUCUGAUCGUUAUGAUGAAUGCACACGGGAAUUAUGCAGUCGUUGCAUCCUUCAAGCAUCAAUACUAAAUCCAUUUGCUGAUUAUUGUUACUGGAUGAUGUCUUGUCUUUGUGCAGUAACCAGUUGUCAGAAUUUAUCACAAACUGAAUGUUAUUGAAGGUGUAAUUAAUAAGAAAUGAACAUACGGAAUCGUAGGAUUACAACAGUAUGCCGAUGAUAAAAAAAAAAAACAUUUGUGACCGUAUGUGUAAUACCG
Messenger RNA from Loa loa (African eye worm), 300 nucleotides. RefSeq lists its product as hypothetical. The record is from RefSeq and is a predicted model, not a curated record. Lineage: Eukaryota; Metazoa; Nematoda; Chromadorea; Rhabditida; Onchocercidae. The transcript is spliced from 2 exons. Bases 22 to 201 code for a protein of 59 amino acids.